AUGGGCUCCGUUCAAGAUCCAUACCCCCCGGGCAUCCACGUUCCCUGCCUGACCUGGUUUAAGCCAGAUGCCACUCAAUCAAUUGAUUGGGAGUUGCAAGAAAGGCAUCUUGAAUUCCUGGUCCAGAGCGGACUACAUGGAAUCGUGAUUGCAGGGACAAACGGCGAAGCUGCAACUUUGACACCAGAAGAGAAAUCUAAGCUGGUGCGUCUUACACGUUCAACAGCCCAGAAACUGGGUCGAGGCGGCUUGCCCAUUACCUGCGGUACAUUUGGAGGAGGCACGCAGGCGAUUAUUGAAGAUACAAAGCUUGCAGCUGCAGCAGGAGCAGACUAUGCUCUAGUCCUGGUGCCGUCGUAUUUUCAUUUUGCGCUGGAUGCAGAUGCUAUUGUGGGAUUCUUUCAAGAGGUUGCGUCUGCUUCUCCGAUUCCAGUUAUGAUUUACAAUUUCCCCGGUGUGGCGGCUGGUCUUAAUGUGAACUCUGAAAUGUUGGAGACACUGGGUGAACACCCGAAUAUUGUUGCCGUUAAGCUUACAUGUGGAACUAUUGCUUCGGUUGCUAGAACGGCGGCGAAGUUUGGUCGGGCACUGGAUGAGGAACCUUCAUUUGUGGCUUUGGCUGGACAGAGUGAUUGGCUUGUACCAGCUUUGAGCGUGGGUGGUGCUGGUGCGAUUACUGGACUGGCAAAUCUAUACCCAAAGACUUGCAUUGAGAUUUUCAACUUGUACAAUUCAAGUCUUACUGCCGAGGCGGAACAACUGCAACUACAACUUGCUGUUGCUGAAUGGGGAUUUGGUAAAGGAGGCAUCAACGGAACAAAAUGGGUCGUUGCGAAAUCCUUGGGAUACCCAGAGGAGAGCUCAUGGUGCCGCCGGCCCUACCCUAAGUUCUUGGACGAGGAGAAGCGAUCAUGGAUUACGAAGCAAGUUAAGGGUCUAGAGGUAGUAGAGAAGAAGCUAGCAUGA
Messenger RNA from Penicillium angulare, 966 nucleotides. Its product is annotated as dihydrodipicolinate synthase family protein. The record is from RefSeq and is a predicted model, not a curated record. The transcript is spliced from 2 exons. Gene Ontology annotation, molecular function: 4-hydroxy-tetrahydrodipicolinate synthase activity. The coding region runs from base 1 to 966 and encodes 321 amino acids. Lineage: Eukaryota; Fungi; Ascomycota; Eurotiomycetes; Eurotiales; Aspergillaceae.